Drosophila willistoni is the source of this 2756-nucleotide messenger RNA. RefSeq names its product tyrosine-protein kinase Drl (gene drl). Gene Ontology annotation, biological process: axonogenesis; protein phosphorylation; multicellular organism development. Gene Ontology annotation, molecular function: ATP binding; protein kinase activity. The record is from RefSeq and is a predicted model, not a curated record. Gene Ontology annotation, cellular component: signaling receptor complex. Lineage: Eukaryota; Metazoa; Arthropoda; Insecta; Diptera; Drosophilidae. The transcript has 4 exons. Bases 37 to 1896 code for a protein of 619 amino acids.
AGCUUAAAGUUUUUAAAGUGCAAACAAAAUAAAAAAAUGGAGAAAAACUUGAGAGGAAUUUUUACAAUUGGAUUAUUUCUGGCUCUGCUUAGCAGUGGACAGACGCAUUUGAACAUCUUUUUGAAUUUACACGAGGUUCUGCGGCUUAUUGGAGUCUCAGCGGAACUUUACUAUGUGCGAGAGGGAGCCAUCAAUGAUUAUGCCUUGAAUUUCGCAGUGCCAGUGCCGGCGAACAUAAGUGAUGUGACCUUUACCUGGCAAUCACUAGUGGAUCAUCCAUUGCCUUAUAGCAUCAAUAUAGCCACAUCGGAUACGGAUGUAUUACCCAGACCUUUGCUGAAUAUAUCACGUAUUGGUGAUGUGCCCAUGGAACCGCAGACUUGGGGCAUAGCUCUUAAGUGCUCGGGCACACGAAAUGCUGAAGUCACUGUGACCAUUAAUGUGGAAGUUAUAUUGGAUAGAACGACCAAUAAUAAUACAAAUCUUAUAUUCAAACGUAAGAAAAUCUGCUUGAAAGAGGAACAGGAUAGCGCUCAUGAGGAGUAUGAUGAUGACGAUGUGGUACAUCCGGCCUUAAGUGGUGGACACGAUGAUAUCCAUUAUGUGGAUCAUAAUGAAGAGCAUGUCGUGGCCAAUGGUCAUUUGGCACCAAAUGGAGCGGAUCAAGAGAAGGAGAAGCAGCGUAAUGUAGUCACAGAGCCCCAGCCACCGGUGACAGUGGGUAGAGGCAACUCUGGUCGCGGUUAUGAUCCCAUGUUGAGAGAGAAUCUUGUGCCACCGACAAGUGGUUUGAUUACUUUAAUUGUUGGAGGUAUACUUGCUUUGGUCUUGGUCUCCACUCUCAUCCUGAUAGCCUAUUGUGCCAAGGGUCCAUCGAAAAGGCAUCCAUCGAAUGGUGUUCAUUUGAUUAAGACAUCGAGUUUCCAACGUUUACCCACCAUUUCAUCGACCGCUCACAAUUCUAUAUAUGUCUGCCCAUCGACCAUAACACCCACAUAUGCCACACUGACGCGGCCCUUUCGCGAAUAUGAGCAUGAGCCUGAGGAGUUCAACCGCCGUCUCCAAGAGCUGACAGUCCAGAAAUGUCGUGUCCGACUCUCCUGUCUCGUCCAAGAAGGCAACUUUGGGCGCAUCUAUCGCGGCACUUACAACGACUGUCAGGAGGUAUUGGUUAAGACUGUGGCGCAACAUGCCAGCCAAUUGCAAGUGAAUCUAUUGCUCCAAGAGUCCAUGAUGCUAUACGAGGCCACACAUCCAAAUGUAAUGUCCGUUUUGGGUAUAUCCAUUGAGGAUUAUGCCACACCAUUUGUCCUAUAUGCGGCCACUGGUAGUGUUCGAAAUUUGAAGACUUUCCUGCAGGAUCCCUCAUAUGCACGUAGCGUGACAACCAUUCAAACAGUAUUGAUGGCCUCUCAAUUGGCCAUGGCCAUGGAGCAUUUGCAUAAUCAUGGUGUCAUCCACAAGGAUGUGGCAGCUAGGAACUGUGUUAUUGACGAUCAAUUGCGUGUUAAGCUCACAGAUAGCUCUUUGAGUCGCGAUCUCUUCCCAGGCGAUUACAAUUGCUUGGGCGAUGGCGAAUAUAGACCUAUCAAGUGGCUUUCUCUGGAAGCCCUGCAAAAAUCUCAUUACAAUGAAGGCAGCGAUGUUUGGUCCUUUGGUGUUCUAAUGUGGGAGAUGUGCACUUUGGGCAAGCUACCGUAUGCCGAAAUUGAUCCAUAUGAAAUGGAGCAUUAUCUUAAAGAUGGCUAUAGAUUGGCUCAGCCUUUCAAUUGCCCCGAUGAGCUCUUUACCAUUAUGGCUUACUGCUGGGCAUCUAUGCCAGCUGAAAGGCCUUCGUUCAGUCAACUGCAAAUCUGUCUAUCGGAAUUCCAUACCCAGAUUACCAGAUACGUUUAACCAGCGGUGCUGCAACAUGCCAAGACUUGUAAAUACAACAAGAGGCGACGUCGUAAGAUUUACCAACAGGCUAACACGUCAGCCACAUUGUUUCCAAAGACAUAUUUCACGGGGGAUAUAUAAGUUACCCAGAGGAUAGCAACCCCCUUCCCCCCACACACAAAAGUAAGAAGAAACGUAAACAUAAUAAAAGUUACUUAUUCUAUAUGCACAUAAUAAUGAGGGCGAGAUUAAGGAUACAAUAUACAUAGAUUUCGCUCUCUAUAUGUGUCUAAGUUUAGUAUUUAGUUUAUAGUAGGUUAGAAAGAAGAGAGAAAAUGUGACAUUUCAAUGCAAGAAAAAACAUAGAAUUUACAAACCCAAACAAGAAAAGAAAAAAUGACCCAGUAAACUAAAUAGUAAUACGUAUGUGGCAUAUUCUCAAUAAACAAAAAUAUACAAAAAAAAAAAGAAGAAAGAAUAACCCAAAAUUACACUCUAAACUUGGGUGGAAUUUUGUCGUAUUGUAGUAAUUGAAAUGAUCGUGUUACAAGUUCGUCAAAUAGCAUCCAAAACAAUACCUUAAUAAUAAUUAAAAAAUAUAUAUAUAGAUAUAUCUAUAUGUAAAUGUAUUAAUGUGUAUGUAUUAUGUGUAAGAAAUUGUAGCUCUAUCUAUUUAACUAAUGUUAGAUAAACAACAACAAAAAACAACAAUGGUGCACUGAACAAAUACAGAACAGAAAUUCACCCAAUCCCCUUCCAGCUCCUUAAGAUUAAAUUGAGUUGUUAUCCUUUUUGCCCCCGCCCACUCGCAACUUUGUAAUAUACUUAACAAAUACAACAAACAAAAAACAAAGAAUACAAAAAAAAAAAGCAAACGU